AGGACACCUUGGAUCGUGAUCGGAAGCUCAAACGAUAGCAAAGAAUCGCUGUUCGCAUGGAUAUUGAGAUCGAUUGAUCGAUUGUUACGCGUACGUGUAUUUAAAUGUGAUAUUAUGGUUUUGCGCUUGGCAAUCAAUAGGGGGGAACAGAACGAUUACAGCUACCCAUGCGAUCUACAAAUUUUUAUUAUAGUGUACGCCAAUCUAUCGAUCGGAACGGGUUUAACAUAAAGUGUUAUUCGGUAUAUUUAGAACGGGUGAAUUGUGAUAGGGCCACGCGAGAGAAGGAUCUUGCCAUAGAAGAUGAGAAGUGCGGUGUUAUAUCAAGUGUUCUUAGGAUGUGUAUUAGUUAUUCUUAGUGUGCAAUGCGGUAGAGUAAAAUUCAUCGAAGAUGAUGAUGAUGAUGAUAUAAAACUUGUUCAACAUGCGGUGAAUGUCGGGCGUGAAAUCACUGGAUUCUUAUUUGGUGCAAGGCCAUCACGUCAUAGAACUACAACCAAACGUCCUACAGAUCAUAAUCAAGUGAACGGAGGAAGCGGAUUUACAGGGGCGGCUGCUGGUGCCAGUUCUCAGAGUGGUCAGCAUGGUCAAACCGGGUCAUCCGCGGCAGCAGCUAACGCUCAAUCGGCUACCAUCAAUGGUGGCCAAGGAGGAUUCGGUGGUUCCGCGGCAGCUGCCAAUUCGAAUUCGUUGUCCACUACGAACGGCGGACAUAACGGGCACUCUGGAGGCGCAUCUGGAGCGGCAGCCGGUUCACAGAGUUUUAAUGGAAAUUUCCCAGGUGGCAGUGUAUCCGCUUCAGGAGCAAGCGCGAAUUCUUUCAACACUGUGAACGGUUAUGGUUCUGGAUCGAAUUCUGCUGCUAAUGCUCAAACGAGUAGUUUUAAUUCGGGCUAUCCAGGCUUCGGAUUCUCGGGAUCCAGUUCUAGUGCGAAUUCUGCGAGUCAAGGAUUUGGAACCGCCAUCGGAUCUGGUGCAGGAGUAGCUGCCGGAAGUGGACAAACCGCAUCAGCUGCUAAUGCUCAAACAGCCACGGUUAAUACGGGAGGUUUUGGAGUGUCCGCUUCUAAUGCAAAUGCCAACUCUCAGAGUCAAAAUUUCGGUGGAUUUGGAUCCUCAAAUUCGAACGCCAAUGCUAACUCUUUUACGAAUAGCUUCGGUCCUCAUGGUUUCGGAAGUAGUGCCGCCAACUCCCAGACCAAUUCGUUCCAAAGUUCAAGCCCGUUAGGAUCCUUCGGGGCAUCAAAUUCGGCCUCUCACUCGCAGGGAUUUUCUGUUGGUGCGAAUGGAAUUUCUGGUUCAGCAGCUCUUUCUGGCAGUCAAACAUAUCGCGUGCCGUUCCAUAAAGAUAUCACAUUAUCCUAUUCCACCGGUUACUCAAGUUCAGCUGGGAAUAACGGGAGACCUAGUCUUUCGAAUGAAUAUACUUUCUCUGUGAACUGAGCUGAUAAUUUCUCCCUUUUGAAACACAAAAUAAAAAGGAUGUUGAGUUCCGUUAAUCAACAUCGCCUGACUAUAUUUGUACGUAAAGCAAAUACUUAUGAUGUUAUCUGUGCUCAAAAAUAUUUAUGUUUCAUUAUUACAUCAUAAUUUCUUCAUUUAGUCAAACUAUAGUAGACAACAAUUCCAUACAUUACAUUACAAUUACAAUAUACUUAAUGAAUAAUUUAUAGCUAUAUUUAGGAAAAUCUAUUAUUAGAGGUAUCAUGUAUUUUGUAUUAAUAAUGAAUUACGAAAUGCAACGCAGCAAACAUAUAAGACAAAACUGUAAUUCACGAAUACA
Molecule: messenger RNA, 1783 nt
Organism: Toxorhynchites rutilus septentrionalis
Lineage: Eukaryota; Metazoa; Arthropoda; Insecta; Diptera; Culicidae
Exons: 7
Coding region: 304-1443 (379 amino acids)
Source: RefSeq, a predicted model, not a curated record